AUGGCGAGCAGCUCCAAGAACCCUCUCAAGAGGCUUGGCUUCAAGAGGACCAACACCGCGGGCGAGAUCCCCACGACAGAAGACUAUGGCGGCAAGGUCGUGGCCGUCCCUACCGAGACUGAGUUGACGGAUCUGGAUGGCGAUGGUCUUCGUGCCGCGUCUGUCUCCAAGAUCGCGGGCGAGUUCGGCGGCGAGGUCAAGUCAGACCAUGCGGAUGCCGUCAAGAAUAUCUCAGAGGUGGAGGCCAACCGUCGAUUGAACAAGUUCAGAAGUGAGCACACAUGGGACCCCAACAUGCCCGAUGCCGCCUGGGAUGCUAUCAACGAUGCUACACAAGCGCAUGACCAGAAGGGCGAGGCCAUCCUCGUUGAUGAGCUCGUCGAAGAUUCUCCGUACCCUGAAGUGCGUGCUGUAGUCCGCAACUAUGACGAGGACCUCCCUUGCAGCACCAUUCGUGCCUGGACGAUCGGCAUGGUUUUGACGACCAUUGUCUCCGGUGUGAACGGUCUGUUCUUCUUGCGAUACCCAAUCAUCACUAUCUCCCCCUACGUCGUCCAGCUGGUCGCCUACCCUAUUGGCGUCGGUUGGGCGAAGGUCAUGCCAGACCGCGAGUUCAGGACACUGGGCGUGAAGUGGAACCUGAACCCAGGUCCAUUCAACGUCAAGGAGCACGUCAUCAUCGUCGCCAUGGCUAAUGCUGCUUUCGGUGGUGGAACCGGUUACUUCGUCGACACUGUCGUCUCGAUCCAGAAGUUCUACAACAUUCCCAGCUUCGGAUGGGGCUUCAACAUCCUCUUUGCGCUGUCAACACAGUGCUUGGGUUUCGGUCUCGCGGGCACUGUGCGCAAGUGGUUGGUUGAGCCUGCCGCAAUGAUCUGGCCUACAGCUCUGGUCAAUACCGCGUUUAUGUACGCUCUGCAUGACCACAGCCCCAGCGAUCCCUCCAAGACUCACGGCUGGUCCAUCUCCCGUUAUAAAUGGUUCCUGGUCGUCAUGGUCAUCAUGUUCGUCUGGUCUUGGUUCCCCGACUUCAUCUUCCCGGCAUUCAGCUACUUUGCCUGGGUCACUUGGAUCAAGCCCAAGGGCGUCAUUGUCAAUCAGCUGUUCGGCCAGACCACGGGUAUCUCUCUGGGAUUCCCCUUCACUGGCUUCACCCUCGAUUGGGCUCAGAUCAACUCUUUCUACCAAAGCCCCCUGAUCGCACCUUGGCACGCCAUCAGCAACACGCUUGCUGGCAUUAUCUUUCUCCUGUGGAUCGUCACUCCAGCCCUCCAUUACACCGGGGCGUGGUACGCCGAGUACUUGCCGAUCAGCCAGAACGGUAUUACCGACAACACUGGUUCCACUUACAACAUCACGCGCAUUCUGAAGCCUGACAACACUGUGGAUCCAGUUGCCUACGAGCAAUACUCUCCUCUCUUCCUGUCCACCUCGUUCGCUUUGGCUUACGGUGUCAGCUUCGCCACCAUCUCUGCCCUCAUCACCCACACUUACCUGUUCCAUGGCAGAGAGAUCUGGCAGAGGUGGAAGGCCUCCAAGGGCGAGCUCGACGACGUCCACAUGAAGAUCAUGCGCAAGUACAAGACGGUGCCUACCUGGUGGUAUCUGGCACUUUUGGUCAUUAUGAUUGGUUUCGCCUUUGCCUGCUCCAACGGCUAUCCCACUGGCAUGGCGGCAUACUCAGUUGUGCUUUCGCUGGUCAUCGCCGCUGUUUGGACUAUCCCCAUUGGCAUGAUCCAAGCCAUGACCAACAUCCAGCUCGGAUUGAACGUCUUCACUGAGUUCAUCAUCGGUUACCUGCAACCGGGCCACCCCAUCGCCAUGAUGAUGUUCAAGACAUUCGGCUACAUCACCAUGACCCAGGCGUUGUACUUCUGCCAGGAUCUGAAGCUCGGCCACUACAUGCACGUUCCUCAACGUUCGCUUUUCGCUGCCCAGCUGGUCGCAACCAUCUGGUCUUGCUUCUGCCAGCUCGGCGCCGUCGAAUGGGCUCUCGGUGCCAUCUCGAAUGUCUGCACGGAAGAGGCGUCCAAUUACUUCACUUGCGGCUACAUCAAGACCUUCUACAACGCCUCCGUCAUCUGGGGUGCCAUCGGCCCCAAGCACCUGUUCUCCGGCGACGCCAUUUACAAGGACCUCCAAUGGUUCUGGUUGAUUGGUUUCUUCCUGCCAUUCGUCGUCUACGGUCUGGCUCGUGCGUUCCCCAAGGUCGGCAUCUUCAGGAAGAUGAACGUCCCGCUUAUGUUCUCGUCCAUGGGUUAUGUCCCACCCUACAGUGCCAUGAACAUUCUCGCUUACUGCUCCGUUGGCUGGAUCUUCAACAAAUUCAUCCGUGACCGCUUCCGAGGCUGGUGGAUGCAAUUUAACUACAUUACGAGCGCUGGCUUCGACGUAGGGUUGGCCCUAUGUGCCAUCAUCGCCUUCUUCUGCGUCCAGCUCCCCGGAGGCAAAAUGGCGAGCUGGUGGGGCACCAACGUGAUCAACACGUACGAUUUCAACGGCACGGCCGUGCAGAAGACCGUCAGUGGUGACGAGACCUUUGGGCCGCAGACGUGGAAGUGGUAG
Zasmidium cellare ATCC 36951 is the source of this 2565-nucleotide messenger RNA. RefSeq lists its product as uncharacterized. The transcript is spliced from 4 exons. Gene Ontology annotation, biological process: transmembrane transport. The coding region runs from base 1 to 2565 and encodes 854 amino acids. NCBI's taxonomy places the organism in Eukaryota, Fungi, Ascomycota, Dothideomycetes, Mycosphaerellales, Mycosphaerellaceae. The record is from RefSeq and is a predicted model, not a curated record. Gene Ontology annotation, molecular function: oligopeptide transmembrane transporter activity.